Sinocyclocheilus grahami is the source of this 2369-nucleotide messenger RNA. It is a transcript of the gene xrcc5, whose product is annotated as X-ray repair complementing defective repair in Chinese hamster cells 5. The transcript is spliced from 19 exons. The record is from RefSeq and is a predicted model, not a curated record. Gene Ontology annotation, biological process: double-strand break repair via nonhomologous end joining; telomere maintenance; DNA recombination. Gene Ontology annotation, molecular function: double-stranded DNA binding; DNA helicase activity; damaged DNA binding. Bases 52 to 2115 code for a protein of 687 amino acids. Gene Ontology annotation, cellular component: Ku70:Ku80 complex; nucleus. Lineage: Eukaryota; Metazoa; Chordata; Actinopteri; Cypriniformes; Cyprinidae.
CUCAUUUACUCACCCGGAACAAUAACAGACGGAAACCAGAGAGAGAGAGAGAUGGCGCGAGCAGCGAAGUCAGCGUUGGUGCUUUGCAUGGAUGUGGGUUUCUCCAUGAGCAACUCUGAGCCUGGCCAGGAACCGUCCUUCGAACAGGCCAAAAAAGUCAUCCAGAAGUUUGUCCAGCGGCAGGUGUUUGCUGAGAAUAAAGAUGAGGUGGGUCUGGUGCUGUUUGGUACAGAUGGCACGAAGAACGGCUUGGCCAAAGACGGCCAGUAUGAGAACAUCACGGUUCACCGUCACCUCAUGAUGCCUGAUUUUGAGCUGCUCGAGGAGAUUGAGAGCGAACUGCAACCUGGUGGUCAGCAAGCGGACUGGCUUGAUGCUCUGGUCGUUUGCAUGGACCUUUUGCAGAAGGAAACCAUGGGGAAGAAGUUUGAGCGUCUGAAUAUUGUCCUGCUGACGGAUCUGAACGUCCAGACCUCGGCAGACCAGCUGGACGUUAUCAUUGACAGCUUGAAGAAAGCUGGUAUCACCCUGCAGUUCUUUUUGCCGUUCCCUGUGGAUGGUGAGGACAGAGCGGAUGGUGGAGGGGAUGGACCGGGACCCUCAGCGGCUCCUGCCCGUCCUGGAAAAGGCUUGAGCAGACAGCAGACACAAGGUCUGGAGAUGGUCAAAAACAUCAUGACCAGCCUGGAGGAGGAGGACAGCCUGGAGGAGGUCUACACAUUUAGUGAUGCUCUGCAGAAGCUGUCCAUCUUCAAGCGCAUCGACAGGAGGCCGAUGGCUUGGCCCUGUCAGCUGACCAUCGGCAGCUCCCUGACCAUCCGCAUCGUCGGAUACAAAGCUGUGACGGAGGAGAAGGUGAAGAAGUCCUGGGCCAUAGUAGAAGCUCAGAGUCACCAGAGAGACGACGUCAAGAGAGAAACGGUUUACUGCCUGGAUGAUGAUAAUGAAACUGAAGUACAGAAGGACGACACUAUCCAAGGUUUCCGUUAUGGAAGCGACAUUGUGCCGUUUUCUAAGGUGGACGAGGACCAGAUGAAAUAUAAGUCUGAUGGGAAGUGUUUUUCUGUGCUUGGCUUCACUAAACAGGAGCUGAUUCGUCGUCAUCAGUUUAUGGGAAGCCAAGUUGUCAAAGUUUUUGCACCCAGAGACGAUGAGCAUGCAGCAGUGGCGCUGUCCGCUCUGAUUCGUGCCCUCGACAGUCUAAAGAUGGCAGCGAUUGUACGUUAUGCUUACGAUCGUCGCAGCAACCCUCAAGUGGGCGCCGCUUUUCCCUGCAUAAAGGAGAAAUAUGAAUGUCUGCUGUACGUGCAGCUGCCGUUUAUGGAGGAUCUCCGACAGUUCACAUUCCCAGUGUUGGAGAACAACAAGAAGUUCACGCCUUCAGCGUCUCAGCUGUCAGCCGUGGACGCGCUGAUCGACUCCAUGAUGCUGGUGGAAAAGGAUGAGGAUGGAGAGAGCGUGGACGUCUUCAAAGUCAACCACUUUCCAAACCCUCAGUUCCAGAGACUUUUCCAGUGCUUGCAUCACCGCGGUGUGAAUCCUGAUGAUCCCCUGCCGCCUGUAGAGCCGUGGCUGAAGAGGGAUCUAGAGCGGCCCCAGGCCGUGUCUGCCCGCUGCCAGACCGCUCUGCAGGACGUCAAGACCAAGUUCCCACUGAAAGUGGUGGUGAAAAAGAAAGAGCAGAAGACGAGCGCAGACGUGUUCGGCAGCAGUGCUGAUGAACCAGAUGCGAAGAAAGUCAAAGUGGAUGAAGAGACGGAGUUUAACCUGGCCGAGAUUGCGAAAGGAAACAUCACAUCGAGAAUUGAUGCAUUUGCUUACGCACUUCUUACUGCACCUGCCCACAAUGUACUCCAUCAGAGCGGAAACGCAGAGCUGUUCAACAGCUACAUGCAGUCCCUGAAGAGGAGCGUUCCUGACAGGAAUCUUCAGGAGUUCUGGGAUCUGCUCAUCCAAGAUGCUCUGACGCUCAUUAGCAAAGAUGAAGUGGACGGAAGCACCUUUUCCAAACAAGAUGCAAACCAGUUCUUGGCGUUUGAGCAGAAAGAGGAAGUGCAGGCGGCUCCAGUGCAGGAGGACACUGGAGAUGUGGAUGAUCUGCUGGACAUGAUGUAAAGCGGUUGUCUUCAACACCUGCGUCCAUCCACAGCUCAUGCAACUCUGCGUUAGGUGCCAUUCCUUGUGUCUAUUAACGAAACGCAAAUCUCCAAAAAAGUUCUAGUGCUUCACUAAAUCAGGUUCGUUUGUACUUUGCAUGAUUAUGUUGCUCGAGCUUGAUUACUUGAAUGUCGCACAGUCUGUAUUUGUUGGAUUUUCUAAAGGAAAAUAAAUGUCCGUGUACUUUAUACAGAAACUCAAAUAAAAGAUCA